This is a messenger RNA of Saccostrea cuccullata (small rock oyster), 4194 nucleotides long. RefSeq lists its product as uncharacterized. Lineage: Eukaryota; Metazoa; Mollusca; Bivalvia; Ostreida; Ostreidae. The record is from RefSeq and is a predicted model, not a curated record. Bases 46 to 1089 code for a protein of 347 amino acids. The transcript has 2 exons.
CAACAUUCAUCAACUGCAUCAUGUGCCAUUUACACACCAACAGAUAUGCCAUCUGAAGAGCAUGACUAUUGUCGCCAAGCACCAUCUCUUGAAGAAGAUCUUGAGGCAAUGAAGAUACACAUUUCUGAACUAGAAGAAAGGGUACAGCACCUUGAGAAGAAAGUAGAGAAGUUUGGGAUUGAGAGAUUUUCUAAAGAUCCAAAUUUGAUAAAUUUUUACACUGGUUUUUCUACUUACGAUAUUUUUUGUGCUGUAUAUAAUGUUGUUGAGCCAACAGCCUCAAAUAUGAUCAGGUGGUCACAAGUUCAGAGAAAUAGAAACAUUGUUUGUAAUCCUUUUAGAGAAGAGUCUUUGUCAAUUGUAGAUCAAUUUUUUAUGUUUUUAUGUAGAAUUAGACAAGGUUUUUUUGAAGAAGAUUUAGCACAACGUUUUUGUGUGUCUCAAAGCACUGUUAGUCGUAUUAUUAUUACUUGGAGCAAUUACUUGUAUUGUGUUUUGGGAUGUUUACCCAUAUGGCCAGAUUUAGAUAUUGUUAAACAGAAUAUGCCAGAAUGCUUUAAGACUACUUUUCCCAAUACACGAGUUAUUUUGGAUUGUACAGAAAUACGUGUGCAGACUCCAAGUGCCAAAGUACUUAACUCUCAGUCAUAUUCAAAUUACAAGUCUCAUACUACCUUUAAAGGCUUGAUUGGUAUAACCCCUCAUGGUGCUGUAUGUUUUGUUAGCAGAUUAUUUACUGGCAAUAUUUCUGAUAAAGAUGUUACACAAAGAAGUGGUAUACUUGAUCUAUUAGAACAAGGUGAUGAUGUGAUGGUCGACAAAGGUUUUUUAAUCCAAGAUUUACUUGACAGUGUUGGUGCACACUUGAUUAUUCCACCUUUUUUAGGAAGUAAAGUAAAAUUUAGUAAAGAUGAAGUUAGUAAAACUCAGCAAAUAGCAAGACUAAGAAUUCAUGUAGAAAGAGCUAUCAGAAGGUGUAAAGAGUACCAUAUUUUUGAUAAUGUUCUGCCAUUGUCUGUUGCUGGGACUGUAAACCAGAUUUGGUCUGUGUGUUGUUUAUUAACAAAUUUUAAAGAAAAGUUAUUUUGAGAGAUAUUUUCAUUGAAUUGUUGAAGAGUGUUGCAUGUAAAUGAACAUCAUUUGCAUAUUUGAAUUAUACUAGACAUGUACAAUGGAGAUGGAACUUAUACCUGUAUAUAUUUAAAACAGAAAUCGUUGCAGGCUUUAGGAAUUUUUUUUUGUAAAUUUUUAUUGAUAUGUGCUUCAUGUGAGAAAGAUCUUUUUGGGAAAAGAAAUUAAUACCAUGACAUUUUUUCCAGAUUUGGGAAAUUUGAUGAUGUAAUGCACAUAUUUUAAAAUAGGAUUUAAUUAAUACAAGUAUUUUUAAAUUGCACUGUAUUUGUAAUGCUAUAAUCAGUUCUUUGUUAAUUAAUUAACACAAUUGCAAUUGUAUUAAGAUUUACUUUGUAUGGUAUGAUUUUUGUGUUUUGGAUGAUUGAUUGUUUAGUGAUUCACUGAUUGUACCAGUAUAAUGUUUAACUUCCCUCUUGAGAAUUUUUCACUCAUCAACUUCUUACUCUGCGACUCUAGAGCAGAUGCUCUAACCACUGCCCCAAGUGGGAUCAAAGCUCAUUAAUUACAACUUUUUGAAAAUAACAAGCCUUUAAACAAAUUUGGAUCUACAUUACCUAAAGAUGCUUGCAUAUUAUUUCAUGUAUGACAAAUCCCUCUCCCCUACAUGUGUAUAUUUCAAUAUGCUAUAGAGGAAAGAUAUUUGAACAAACUUGGAUCUACACUAUAUCAACAUUUUGAUCUACACUAUAUACAUGUAAGGAAGCUUUUGCCUCUUAUGGCUAUAAAAGAUUUUUUUUUUUUUAGUAGAAAAGGUUAUGAUGCCAAAAUGUUCAUUGUUUCCCAAUCAUUUUCCCAGUACAUAUUCAUUUAUAUGGAGAAUGGGGUAAUUCAUUUAAAAUAAACAGAUGAUAGACUUCUUUUGAUCAGAAAAAGCUUACUUGACUUUUGGAUUGGCUAAACCGAGAAACUAAACAAACAAAAAUAACAGCAUGUGUGCAUGUACUUGCAUGUACUUUUUUUCUUUCUUUUGAUCCAUCAUAGAUGCUCAAUUUAAAACCAUACUGCCACUUCCUCCAAAAUUAAUUCCAUUGAGACCAUUGAAUCAAAAGUGGGACCAGUGCCCAGAGGUUCCCUUUUUUUCAUAUCAGCCAAAAAAAUUGAUGAGAAUUAUAAACCAUCCUGCUUUUCCUACUUUUCCUGAUUACAAUUUAGGCCAUGCAAAAUUUAUUCUUUGGUUCUCAGGCCUUUUUUUUAGGAAAUAUGAUAAGGGAGGGAGGCAUUUUUUUUUUUUACUUUUUAUUGCCCCCAAAAUAUGAUGAGGCAGCUUUUUACACUGUACAAAACCUCAAUAAAUGAUGAGGGAGGUUAUUUUUUUUAACAUAUUUUAUUGAUUUAGCAAUAAAAAGGGUCAACGAGGCACCCUUGGAAGAGAGGGCCUGAGAACCAAGAAAUUAAUUUUUUAUGGCCUUACCUAUACUUGAUCAAUUUUUAAUACAGCUCUGAGUCUGGAUGAACAAAAUGUUUAUGAUUGACUUAAUAAACGUGUCAAAAACCGAUUCUGACAUCAAACAAAAUACAGUUGAACAGUCUUAAAAUCCCCACUGGAAUUAAACAAGAAAACAGAGAAUUUAAUACUUCAUCUACAUUUAAAAGAUUUUGUUCACGGAAAAAAGAUUUUGAAACUUUGGCUGACGCAUUAUUAAAAAGUAACAAAUUUAAACAGUAGCAUGAAAUUUGGACUUAAACAUGAACAGAAGCAUAUACUGGUAUAACAGAAAACAAUGUCUUAAAGCAGGUUUAGUCAACAAUCCCUCAUGUUUUGAUCUGAGAACUUCUCCUGACAGGAAAGUCAUAGACCCCAACUUUGUUCCUAUGUAUGGGCUAUUAGAAAUUAUUUGUCCAAGUGCCAACUUGAUUACAAAUUUUAAACAUUUAACUCUUGUGAAUGACAGCUAUAAACUAAAAUUCUUUCGUGAAUAUUACCGAUAUUAUCAGAUAAUGGAUCAAAUAGGUUUGACCGUUGCUUUGAGGUGCGAUUUGUUCAUUUAGUGUCGAGAUGACUACCAUAUAGAAAGAAUUUGUACCUGGAAAGUGGUAGGAAAUGAAACAAAAAUUUUACAUAUUUUAUUUCCAUUACUAUUUACCAAAAUGUGUUCAAUACUGAAUAUAUAACAUCAUUUGUUGUCAUUGUAUUUUGAUUGAGAGAUUCCACAAAACAAGACAUGUUUUACUUCCAUUACUUUUUACCAAAAUAUGUUCAAUACUGAAUAUAACAUCAUUUGCUGUCAUUGUAUUUUGAUUCUGAGAUUCUAAGAUGUUCUGAUAUGGAAUUGUUUGCUGAAUGGGACAAUAAAAUUUUGAUUUCAUACAAUCUGUUCUUUUAAUUUAUGUGUACAUCAUCAACUGCUUCAGAAUGAAUACCCUCUAACCUCUGGGGUACAUGUAUAUGCCAUGUUUGAGGCAUUGAUUAGAUUUGACACGUGGCACCAUCUUUAAAUCAAGCUUUUGAUAGUGGGCUAAUGUGUAUAUAGUAGGCCUAAAUUAUGGCUGCAAUGUCCAGAGCCUGCUUUCAUGUGCAGUUAGAACUUUCAACAGUGGUGCAAGCUGCAGCUUUAAGAGCAAUUUGAAAAUUAUGUGGGGAAUCAUUUUUCCUCAUAGAAGGAAGCACUUGGCUCAAAUACAAGCACCAGUCCCCCCUGGUGUACAUGGUCUCACUGAAACAAUAGGAGAAGCUUACUUAGCUUCCUUGCAAGUGAAAAUUGAUCAGGAAACGGAAAUAAAAACAACCAAGGACAAAAUGAAACCGAUUUCAAUAAAAGAAAAGAAAUUUGGACAAAUAAUAUAUAAUAAAAAUGAAUAAAAGAAACUGAAAACAAAGUUCGGAUUUAUUUGCAACAUUAUUAGGAAAGCAAAAGAAUCAGAUGCUCUAUUUGUUAAUUUAUACAAUAAAUUUCAGCUAUAUAAUAACUUCAAAUGGUAUUUUCGAUAUAUAACGUAAUACAGGACUUUGACGUUUGUGAACAUGAUGGUGUGGAACAUGUACAUGUGGACUUGGCUACUCAAGAGGAAAAAUAUUUUGAAAAAUAACCCUGAUUAUUGUCAGUGCAUCAAUUCUACAUU